Messenger RNA from Haliotis rubra (blacklip abalone), 1090 nucleotides. Its product is annotated as von Willebrand factor C and EGF domain-containing protein-like. NCBI's taxonomy places the organism in Eukaryota, Metazoa, Mollusca, Gastropoda, Lepetellida, Haliotidae. The record is from RefSeq and is a predicted model, not a curated record. The coding region runs from base 191 to 622 and encodes 143 amino acids. The transcript has 3 exons.
AUUUGAUCACAGUCUGCAUCUCGCAGCAGACAAUUGAUUGACAAGUUUAUAUACAUUAUCAGACCUUGGCAUAAGGUCAAAUCCAUAAGGGGUCUGCACAUGCAGCCUAUACUAUAACGUUCAUCAGUGUAUAAAAGGAGACGCAUAGGACUCGUGGAGUAUUCUGAAGCCUCAUCACCGGCAGGACAACAUGGCAGCCACGAUCUCCCCGACUUCCGCCCUGUCCGUCAUGAUUCUCAUCGCAACCUUACUGGCAGCUCCUUCGUCUGGGAAGUCAUGUUAUAAAAGAGAUUAUGACGCUAUCAGCAUCAUCCUGGACGGGACGACAUGGGACAGGCGUUGUCAUAAUUGCACCUGCGUCGACGGAGACAUUGUUUGUGACGGUCCAACAUGUACGAAUAAGUACCGCCCUGAGUUCGAGUACAUGUGUACAAAGUGGUCUGAGGGCGGGUGUUGCUGUGAACACGAGGGGUGUGUUGUGGAGGGGGUGACCGUCGACCUGGACACCUGGUAUCCGACCCGUGAUAACCCCUGUGUCGAGUGCAAAUGUGUUGUUGGGCAUAGGCCCUGUCGGUCGAACGAGAUCUGUGUCGCCAAAAUCCCGGUUGCAGUUUUGGAUUAGACACUAACUGACAAGCAGAUGCGAUAUGCAGGAAGAAGAAUAUUUUUCAUAAACUACAUGUGUUUAAAGCCUAGAAACCUACAUGAUUUAUUUAUUCUUGCUCAUCUAUCAUCUGAGUAUGCCAGAUGCUAUUGACCCGGGUUGUGUUUGCUUGUUUUCGACAGUUGACAUCGGAUAUUCUCUAGUGUUGGCGUUUUAUAUUUACUUAAACUGGGUCGAUGUUUGGUUGAUGGAAGAUCCCGAGAUUGAUGAUAUUCUCACUAGCAUUCAUCAGUUAUACUGAGACAAAUGCCAAGAAAAGAUCUGGGCCGAGAUAGUAGAACUGAAAUUCUCUUAGGUACAACAAGAAAAUAAGUUAUUCUAUUUUUUCUGAUCAUUGAAAGGGUUCUGACGAUUGUAAUGAAAUAUUUUUGUUUGUUUUUAAGUUUCAAUAAAAUCUGUAAAUGCGCUAACAUGCCUGGUGAGCCA